AUGGCGCUCGCUUCUUCUGUCAGCCUGUACUACUCCAUUGUGCAGCGGGCCGCGAGACAUUAUUUAGAAGAUUAUUGUCACACAGAUACGACAGCGCCCUACGUGCUAUACAAAGAUGGCGUCGAGCGAGCACCCCCCGGCACGCAGUGGGGAGGAGGAGUGCUGGACGGGGGCUACCAACCCAUGCAGCACCAGAGCAUGCAGAGCCCUGGGGGCCCUUCCCCGCAGCCAGAGCCCCAGCUCGCGUCACCCGCGCCUUCACCAUACCCGCCCGCGCCCCCACCUCCCGACCCGACGGGCGCAGCCGAAGACGCAGCACAACAACUCGCACAACAACAGGCCCAGCAACAGCAACAACAGCAACAACAACAAACCUCUCCAGAACACAUGCAAGUCGAGCAACAACUGCAGACGCAGCCGCAACCCCAACCCAACCAAGACCACCUUGACAGAACUCCCUGCUUCGUCCCACAACCUGACCUGCAACAGCAGUACGCGACGCCAUACUUCAAGGAAACCAGACCAGCCAGCCACAUGCUCGGCACUGGCGGCUUCCCGUUACAUUAUCUGAAGCAAAACGGUGUGCUAUCCCUCGAAGGCCCCAUCGACCAAUACGGGGCUCCAGAUCUCCGGCAUCUACCAGACAUAGUACAACCGGAACAGCCGAAACCACGGAAGCACAACCCGAACUCGGAGCUGAGGUUGUUCAAAUGCUUGACAUGUGGCAAAGACUUCAAGCAGAAGUCGACGCUGCUGCAACACGAACGGAUCCACACGGACUCAAGACCGUACGGCUGCCCCGAGUGCGGCAAGCGGUUCCGCCAGCAGUCGCACCUGACGCAACACCUCCGCAUCCACGCGAACGAGAAGCCAUACGCGUGCGUCUACUGCCCGCGCUCGUUCCGGCAGCGCGCCAUCCUCAACCAGCACCUGCGAAUCCAUUCCGACGUUUCGCCGCAUCUGAUAUUCAAGAACGGGACGACGCCUACUCUGUGGCCCCAGGAUGUGCCAUUCCCGGCUGACGAGAACAAAGAGGAGGUGCAGUCGACGUACGGAGACACGGACGGGCAAAACGGCGACCAGCGCGGCUCGUGCUUCUCCCCGGGUGACACGGCGCAAUAUCCAGCAUACUUCAAGGACACGAAGGGACUCAACCAUACCGUGUUCGGAUCGGGACUCUCGUUACAAUACUUGAAAGGAGGCAAGCUGCCCGAUGUACUCGGCGGCCGCGCGAUGCCGUUGUAUGUGCGCUGCCCCAUUUGCCAGAAAGAGUUCAAACAAAAAUCAACGCUGCUGCAACACGGGUGCAUCCACAUAGAAUCCCGACCGUAUCCUUGUCCGGAAUGUGGCAAACGUUUCCGCCAACAAUCGCAUCUAACCCAGCACUUGCGCAUCCACACCAACGAGAAACCUUACGGUUGCGUUUACUGCCCCAGAUUCUUCCGGCAGAGAACGAUUUUAAAUCAACAUCUCCGCAUUCACACGGGCGAGAAACCCUACAAAUGCACUCAAUGCGGUAAAGACUUCAGGCAGAAAGCUAUAUUAGACCAGCACACGAGGACGCAUCAAGGGGACCGGCCGUUCUGCUGCCCCAUGUCGAACUGCCGGCGGAGGUUCGCGACCGAGCCCGAGGUGAAGAAGCACAUCGACAACCACAUGAACCCGCACGCGGCUAAGGCGAGGCGAGCUGACGCGGCGAAGACACCCCGCCCGCUGCCCCCGGCGUCCGCCGUGGUCAAACCCGAGCUUUACUUCCCACAAUGCUACGCGCCCUUCCAGCAGUUCCCGACGACCGGGGCCGCGGAGUUCAAGCCGGCCGUGGGCCCGGGCGCGCCGGUGCCGUGCCUGCCGGCCCAGUGA
Messenger RNA from Amyelois transitella, 1860 nucleotides. It is a transcript of the gene jim, whose product is annotated as zinc finger protein 629. The record is from RefSeq and is a predicted model, not a curated record. Bases 1 to 1860 code for a protein of 619 amino acids. The transcript is spliced from 3 exons. NCBI's taxonomy places the organism in Eukaryota, Metazoa, Arthropoda, Insecta, Lepidoptera, Pyralidae. Gene Ontology annotation, biological process: regulation of immune system process; negative regulation of transcription by RNA polymerase II; regulation of cytokine production.